Molecule: messenger RNA, 8132 nt
Organism: Mangifera indica (mango)
Lineage: Eukaryota; Viridiplantae; Streptophyta; Magnoliopsida; Sapindales; Anacardiaceae
Product: lysine-specific histone demethylase 1 homolog 3-like
Exons: 11
Coding region: 471-6377 (1968 amino acids)
Molecular function (GO): oxidoreductase activity; protein binding
Source: RefSeq, a predicted model, not a curated record
GUUUUAACUUUCCUUAUCGCGGGGCAGUAUAAACCAUAGAGGACCCGACCUCCAAUUCCAGAGACAAUCCGCUAACGUCCGCCUCUCAGUCUCCUCCUGGUCAAAUAUCCAUUAAAGUCACCUGUAUCACAGAUUCUUUUACUCAGGUUUGCCUGUCCAUACUCCUUUCCUCGAUUCGUGACUGAGUUGCUCUGUUAAAAACUCUAGGUUCUUUCUUUUUUUUUAAUUGUUUUGAAUUUGGAGAGAAGGCAUUGUGCGUAUUUGCGCCAGAGCUGACUGAUUGACAGAAAUAAUUUGGAGUGUUAUUUACAUUAUUUUGCUAGUAACUUUCUUGUGUUUAUAUUCGCUAUUUAAUUGGCGCGAGAUUUUGGGGUUGUAGAUUUUUUUUUUUUUUAAGUUUUAUGGCGUUAAUUGGUUGAAGAGGGAAUCAGCAUUCGAAAUAUGAGUUUUAAUUUUUUGGUAAUAGGGAAAUGGAGAGUGAUGAUGCCGUACAAGACUUGCAAUUUGAUUCAAGCACUGAUGCUGAGGCUAAGCUAGGGCCUCAAAAGAGCUCAUCACAAAAUUUAUUAAAACCUAGGGCUAAGAAGAUGGAUGGUGAAGAGAAGAAGUCUGAGUUGAAGAAGAGGUUGAAACCUGUUGAGAUUUGUAUUGAUUCUGAUGAUGAUGAGCCCAUUGGGUCUUUUUUUAAGUUGAAGAAAACAAAGAACCCUAAGAAGGUUAAGGCUAUGCCAGAUGGUGACAAGGGGCUGAAGGUAGAAAUAAGGGAAGAGAAAUUGGUGGUUGAGGAUGAGGGUUUGGUGGGUAUGAAUGAUACCUUGGCCAGUUUUAGGAAAAAACUGAAGGGUCCUAAGAAAGAUUCCAGAUCUGGGAUCCUAAAGGGAAGAAGUUUGUCUUUGAGUGGAUCUUUUGAGAAUGAUGACAUCUUGGAUGAUAAGUUGGCAUCGGGGAAUGUUGAGAAAGUUCAAGAUCUUGGUGAGGAUGCAUCUGAUAUGACUGUGGGUAAAGGGGUUGAAGCCAAAUGUAGAGGGAGAGUUAAGAGACCUAAGAUGGAUUCAAAGAUAAAAACAGCUGGGGCUCAUUUUAUGUGUUACGACGAUUCAAAGGGUAUGGGGUCUCUGGCUGAUUCUUUGGAGGAUCAGAAAGAGGAAGAGUUAUGGCCUGUGGAAGUUUCCAAUCUAUCUUUGGAUGAAAAGACUGUUGACUCAUUAUCUGCUUUUUUUCAGAGGACACAAUCUGGACUAAUCAGGAAAUCUCACAUGAAUUCUGGUUUGAAACAGAAUGGUAGGGAUCAAAGCGUUGAUAAAGGAUGUAGCCCUAGCUCUGGAGGUGAUUUUAAUUAUAUGAAUAGUUCUCUGUGUGCUUCAGCUAUAAAAGUGAGACAGAAAAAUUCGAAGUUCAAUGAUAGUUCACAUCCGGUUUCUGAUUUUGGUAAAUUGGAAUUAACCUCCAAUCGGGAUAAGAAAAUUAAACCUAUGGCAGACGCUAGUGGUUUGAAUGUUCAAGAGGAACCUAUUUUGGAUACUUAUUCUAAUAAAGUUUAUGAUAGCAUUGGCAACAAGGAUACUUGUGCUGAUGUGGAUGAUGGUUCUGGCCUUAUCCAAAAGGCUAGUUCAGAAACUCAAUCUUUGAAGGUCAGGUUAAAACUUUGUUCUAUGGAUAAAGCAAGCACUUUGGUCCCUGAUGAUCAAGAAAUGCCCAUUUCCGCCUCUUCCCCAGAUCAGAUGGGAAAAUUUUGCAAAUUUGAGGGUGAUUGUAACAGAGGUUUUUCUCAUGCAUUGAGGCAACAUUCAAGGAAUGCUUCAGCAAUAGACAAUUUGAGUUCAGACCAUGAAGUUUCCUGUAUGUCAAUUGGAAAAGAAGUUUCAGUGGCUUGUGUAGAUGACGAGUUAACAAACAAAUCCUUUAAAACUAAAUUCUUGAAGAUGAGCACAACUGGUAGUGAUCCCAAUACCUGUAUUGAGGAAGCAGGUUUUGCUGCCAUUUCUUUGAAAGAAGAAAAUGUUGUAGUAUCUAAUGGUAGUUUAUCUCCAACAACUGAAAUGUCGUGUAGACAUCAGGAAUCUGGAUUUACUUUGCAGAAGUGUAGCCCUCGUUUCCACCAAGAUCAGCCUUCUGAUGCAUCUAAGGGAAUUUGUGUUCCAGGUCAUGAUCCUCUUUCUAUUGGUGAGGAGGCUAGUAGAGUUUCUCCUCCUGGGACUCCAGAUGAAAAUGAAAGUUCUCCAGAAGAUGCGGUAUCUAUGCUUGAUUCUGAAAACAAAGAUAAUAAGUUAUCAGCUGUUCAACGUGCUGCCCGCAUUGCUAAAAAAUGUAGGCAUGGAGACAUGGCUUAUGAAGGGGAUCAUGACUGGGAAAAUUUGAUGAAUGAUCAAGGUUUUCUUGAAAGUCAGGAGGUUGUAGACUACGAUCGGUCUUUAAGAGGAAGAGACAAGUUUGAAUUCUCUUCAAAUACUCUUGCUGAUGCUGAAUAUGGUGGGGCUUUAGCAGUGUCAGUAGGACUGAAAGCUCGUGCAGCUGGUCCAAUUGAGAAAAUUAAGUUUAAAGAGGUCUUUAAGCGCAGAGGUGGGCUUCAGGAAUAUUUGGAAUGCAGGAACCGGAUCUUAAGUCUUUGGAGUAAAGAUGUUAACAGAAUUUUGCCAAUCACAGAGUGUGGGGUCACUGGUACUCCUUCUGAGUAUGAUCCGCCUUCUGCGUCUUUAAUUAGGGAGGUCUAUACUUUUCUUGAUCAGAGUGGGUACAUAAAUGUUGGUAUUGCUUCUAAGAAGGAGAAAGCAAAUCAUCUAGUAAAGCAUGGUUAUAAUCUUUGCAAAGAAGAAAAACUUGAGGGAAGUUCUGGGGCUUCGGUUGCAGAUUCAGUGGAUGAAGUUGCUUUCAUCCUUGGUCAGGUUAAGGGUUCUGAAACUUAUGUGGAAGCCAAAAAUUGUGUUAUAUCUAAUGAUUGGAACCAGAUAUUAGAAGUGAAAAAAGGUAGUUUGUUUAUCCCAGAAGCCCCUAAUGUGAGAGAAGACAAAGUAUGUCCAGCUGAUGAUUGCCUGCAAAAUGUUAGCUCUGAAUCACCUGACAGAUCGGUAGAUGUUGAUGUUUUGAGAGCUGAUCCAUCCUGCAAAAUGGUUGAUAGUGGAAAGGAUCCUAUGGUAAUAAAAGCAGAUAAUGACUCACGCAGUGUUCAAUCUGCCUCUCAUAGUGAUGCUGGGGGGUACCAACAUGUGUUGUCUGAUUCAGAAAUCAGGAAGAAAAUCAUUGUCGUUGGUGCAGGUCCUGCUGGUUUAACUGCUGCUCGCCACUUGCAACGUCAGGGUUUUUCUGUAAUUAUACUUGAGGCCAGGCAUAGGAUUGGUGGUCGUGUUUAUACGGAUCACAAAUCUCUUUCGGUUCCUGUGGAUCUUGGAGCUAGCAUAAUUACAGGUGUUGAGGCUGAUGUGGCCACUGAAAGAAGACCUGAUCCUUCCUCAUUGAUUUGUGCUCAGUUGGGCCUAGAAUUGACUGUGUUGAAUAGUGAUUGCCCCCUUUAUGAUAUUGUUUCUGGCCAAAAGGUUCCUGCAGAUCUGGAUGAAGCUCUGGAAGCGGAGUACAACUGCCUUCUUGAUGACAUGGUAUUGCUUGUUGCCCAGAAGGGGGAACAUGCUAUGAAAAUGUCUCUGGAGGAGGGUUUGGAAUAUGCUCUUAAGAGGCGUCGAAUGGCACGAUUAGGAAGAGAUUUUGAAGAAAUUUUUCUGCACAAUUUGAUGGAUGCUUGUGCUAAAACCAGCAGUGUUGACAUCAAAGUUCCUAAUAGAAAUUGUUCUGAAGAAGAGACUCUGAGUCCCCUUGAAAGAAGGGUUAUGGAUUGGCACUUUGCCCACUUAGAAUAUGGUUGUGCUACUUUGCUUAAGGAGGUAUCUCUUCCCUUCUGGAAUCAGGAUGAUGUUUAUGGUGGAUUUGGUGGAGCCCAUUGCAUGAUAAAAGGUGGGUACAGUGCUGUUGUUGAGUCUCUUGGAGAAGAACUCCUGAUACAUCUCAACCAUGUAGUCACAGAUAUCUCAUAUAGUUUAAAGGACUCAGAAGUUAGUGAUAGUCAGUCCAAAGUCAAAGUUACCACUGCAGAUGGCAGUGAAUUCUCAGGAGAUGCUGUGCUUAUUACUGUGCCACUUGGGUGCUUGAAAGCAGAAAGCAUAAAGUUUUUUCCCCCAUUACCCCAAUGGAAGUCCUUGGCCAUCCAGCGGCUUGGCUUUGGAGUUCUUAAUAAAGUAGUAUUGGAAUUUUCAGAGGUCUUUUGGGAUGAUACGGUGGACUACUUUGGAGCAACUGCUGAAGAAACCGAUUUGAGGGGGCGGUGCUUUAUGUUUUGGAAUGUCAGAAAAACAGUUGGGGCACCUGUUCUUAUAGCUUUAGUGGUUGGUAAGGCAGCUAUUGAUGGUUAUAACAUGAGCUCAUCUGACCAUGUAAAACAUGCAGUCCAGGUUCUUCGUAAAAUUUUUGGAGAGGCUUCAGUACCAGAUCCAGUUGCAUCAGUUGUGACUGAUUGGGGCAGAGAUCCUUUCAGCUAUGGUGCUUACUCAUAUGUAGCAAUAGGAGCAUCUGGAGAAGACUAUGAUAUAUUGGGCAGGCCUGUUGAGAAUUGUUUAUUUUUUGCUGGUGAGGCCACCUGCAAGGAACAUCCUGACACUGUUGGUGGUGCGAUGUUGAGUGGGCUUCGAGAGGCUGUGCGUAUAAUUGACAUAUUGACUACUGGAAAUGAUUAUACUGCUGAAGUAGAGGCCAUGGAGGCUGCACAGAGACAAUCAGAAUCUGAAGGAGAUGAAGUUAUGGACAUAACAAGGAGACUUGAAGCUGUUGAGCUCUCCAAUGUCUUGUAUAAGAGCUCUUUGGAUCGGGCCCUUAUAUCGACCAGGGAAUCUUUGCUACAGGAUAUGUUCUUCAAUACAAAAACUACUGCAGGACGAUUACAUUUAGCCAAAGAGUUGCUGAAUCUUCCUGUUUCAGCCUUGAAGUCAUUUGCAGGGACCAAGGAAGGGCUUACCAUGCUCAACUCUUGGAUCCUGGACUCAAUGGGGAAGGAUGGGACUCAGCUUUUACGUCAUUGUGUUCGUCUUCUUGUGCGUGUUUCUACUGAUCUACUUGCAGUGCGUCUGUCAGGCAUUGGGAAAACUGUCAAAGAAAAAGUUUGUGUACAUACUAGCCGUGAUAUACGUGCUAUAGCUAGUCAGUUGGUUAAUGUGUGGCUUGAAGUCUUCCAAAAAGGGAAAACUUCUAGUGGUGCACUAAAGUUUUCCAGGCAAUCAAAUGCAGUAGAUUCUUCAAAGAGAAAAUCUCUUAAAGAUCCAGCUUUAGGCAAGCCACCUCUACACUCACAUCAUAGCGGUUUGGAGAAUAAAGGAUCUUCUGGAAGCCAUUUGAUUUCUGGUUCAAACAUGAGGAGAGAGAAUGGCAGACUAGAUACUGAAAUGGAAGACAGAAUUUUUGCCAUGUCUGAAGAAGAAAAGGCUGCCUUUGCUGCAGCCGAAGCUGCUCGAGCAGCAGCUGAAGCAGCUGCUCGAGCUGCAGCUGAAGCAGCUGCUAAGGCCUUUGCAUCCUCGGGGCCACAGCUUCCCAAGAUACCUUCAUUUCACAAAUUCGCUCGACGGGAGCAGUACGGGCAAAUGGAUGAAUUUGAUCUUAGAAGGAAGUGGUCUGGUGGUGUUUUAGGAAGACAGGAUUGUAUAUUAGAGAUAGAUUCCAGGAACUGCAGAGUGAGGGAUUGGUCUGUUGAUUUCUCUGCUGCUUGUGUUAAUCUUGACAAUUCAAGAACUGCUGAUAACCUCUCACAGCGGAGCCAUUCAAAUGAGAUUGCAUGUCAGUUGAACUCAAGAGAGCAUUCUGGUGAAAGUGCUUCUGCUGCAGACAUCAGUAUUUUCACAAAAGCAUGGGUUGAUACUGCUGGUAGUGUGGGGAUAAAAGACUAUCAUGCAAUUGAGAGGUGGCAAUCUCAAGCAGCUGCUGCUGAUUCUUAUUUCUUCCACCCAGCAAUGCAUGUAAAGGAUGAGGAAGAUUCAAACGCAAGUUCUAAAGCACACAUCUGGAAGCAUGACAGACGGGCAAAUGGGAGCUCUGUUUCGCAAGUUACAAUAAAGAAUGAGUCACUUGAAAAUCGUCCUCGAGGGGCAGACCAUAUUAAACAGGCUGUUGUGGAUUACGUUGCAUCAUUGCUCAUGCCCCUUUAUAAGGCAAGGAAAAUUGAUAGGGAUGGAUACAAGACAAUAAUGAAAAAAAGUGCAACUAAGGUGAUGGAGCAGGCCACAGAUGCUGAGAAAAACAUGGCUGUUUCUGAGUUUCUUGAUUUCAAGCGCAAGAAUAAGAUUCGUUCCUUUGUGGACAUAUUGAUUGAGAGGCAUAUGGCGAUGAAGUCAGCUGUUAAAUCAUGAUGUUAUUAUGGGUUAGCAGGCUUGUUUUCCUUUGUGCUUCUGUGCCAGACCCACGACAGAUGAUGGUGGUGUUGGGGUGGAGUUCUUGAUCGCGCUUUUCUUGUCUACACACUUAUAUUAAACUGCCUACAUGCUUAUAAUGAUCCUGAAGCUGUUGUGGAAGAAAGGAGAUGGCUUUCCAUUCAAUCAUAAUUGGUGGGUCUUGAUGGAAAUUGCUCUAGUCUGAUAUUUGCUGCUGACAUGUUCAGAAGUGGUAAUGUAAAGUUAGCCAGGACACCAUUUCUGAAUAUGGAUGUAGCCUUUUAUACUGUAAAUGGGUUUGGCAUGAAUGAUUUAGCUCAUUUUUGGCAGAGAUCAACUUGUUUUGUAGAUGAGUUCAGGUUGCCUCUAGCAAUUGAUUCAUUGUGGAUGAAGGUUGGAUCCAAAGGGUAGAGCAUCAAUACCCUCAUCUUUUAUUUGAGGAGAACCUUAUAUGAGACGUGACUGAAUAAUUUUCAUUUUCUUUUCAGAAGUACUGGCUAUUAUCCUAAUUCUAAGUGAACAUCAAUGAUUAAAAUAUUUUUCUCCAAAAUCGUUUCAUUUUCUGCCUCUCGCUGUUGCUUAUAUCUCUGUUUAAUCGUAUAUGGGGCAUGUGACACUUUGACUCUAAUUAAAGAUUGUUAUAACUCAUGAAUUUUAUGGUUUUGACUUCGGAUUGAAUUAGCACAUCAAGUCUUGACAACUCCUCCAGAUUGAUUUGAUUCUUAAAAUCAAUGGAAUCUUUUGCCCUUCUGUUUCAGCCAUUAGCCAGUGAUUUUGAUUGCUGCUAGGUCUGGAAAAGUACUGUGGUUCUCUGGUUCUUGUAAGGGUUAUUAGAAACUGGCCUGUAUUGUUGCAUUUAGAAUGGUGAAUUCCCUGAUGGCUGGUGGGUAGCAUGUGAGAUCCCAUUCAAUGGGAAAAAAAAGGUAAAGAGUUGUCUAUGCUAAAUUCUUAGAGAAGGUGCAUGGCCUCUUUACUGUGUUGAGGAUUUUAGGGUCUUGUUGAUGAGGUAAUUUUGUAGAGGGGCUCAAGGAAGACAAACAUUCUCAGGUCCGAUCCAUACCAUCUCUCUCUGCUACAUUCUCAGUCCGAUCCAUGCCAUCUCUCUCUGCUACUUUGGCUUCCUUGACACUGCUGUCCUCGUCUUCUCCUUUCUUGUUGGAUGUAUCACAGGUAUGGGAGCUGCAUAUGGAAAAGUGAAAACUGAAAAGUGGCAUACGUGUAGCAUCGAGGGGAGUGACAAGGCCCGAACUGUGAUGAAGUCUAUUCUUCCUGUGUUUGUGACUGGAGUGUUAGUAUCUCUGCUGGUAUGCAGGGGGGGCAUUGGUGAUGCUGAGCCAAUGCCCAACAGCCAAAACUUAGGAAUGAUUCUUAUUCUCAUUUUUGCUGAAGCACCGGCCUUGUAUGUUCUCACUGUUGGAAUCAUUCUCUCUUCCUGAGCCGGUCAGUCAAGAGCCAAUUAAAAUAGAGCUUGUGUUUUGUUGCUUACUGGUGUUUUUGGCCUGUGGAUAGGAAUUAGUUCAUAUUUUCUGUGGUUGGAAGUCCUACUUUUUGGAAGUGUUAUCAACAUCUAAAUUUAUGGUCUGGGUUUGAUUGAUUAUUCUACCAGACCGAUUCCUUUACUGUUGAAAGUGAUCAUGGUAGAGUGUAGAAGUAGAAAUUUAGUUUCUUCAGUUGAUAAGAUUAUGUUGUCAUUGUUAAAUGUUAAUGCUUUGCUUGCUUUUCGCGGAUUUUUCA